AUGUUACGGCGGCUGUUUCAAACCUCGAGUAUCAAUACUCAUCAUAUGAAACGGCAAUCAGCUAGUAUAUGCUUUGUUGAACCGCGCUCAGUCAAUCAAAGCCGCCCCCCAAAGAGCCUUUGCGUUUAUGAAAAGGAUGCAGAUAGCGGAGGAAUUGGGUUCGAAAAUAGAUGCCCUGGAUGUGCAUGUGGUGUGUCUAGCGCCACGUUUGAACCAAAUAAAGAGUGGUAUAAAGAGUGGUCAACUUUCUAUGCCUCGGCCCCUGAGAUCCAUCGAUACUGGAAACAAAUGGUUUGCAAAUAUGACUGCAUGAAGUAUAUCAAGCUGAUGCGGGAUAUUAGCGAGGCAGUGUGGAAUGAGCAAACGAGCAGAUGGCACUCACACAUCUGCGAGAAGGUUCGAGAUGUCGACAGCGGCUCAACAUAUUCAGACCAAUGCGAUCUGCUGCACAAUGCUAGUUGGGAUGAGAGCUAUGAUUAUCUCUCAGUAAUCAGGAGUGGCUCCAGUGACAUCCAGAUUGUCCCUGCAACGUUACCAAGAGUGGCUCACCUUGAUCACUACAUAAGGGACAUCGAACUAGAACUACAGUCUGUCCACGGCACCACUAUUAUAGAUACACCGGAGCAAGCUGAGGCCGAGGAAGUAUUCCUGAAGAACUUGAGGCGACGGCUUUCAAGAAGGCCGGAGCUUCUUGGUAGCUUAGUUCCGCCUUUCCCACCCGCCUGCCGCCGCUUGACACCCGGACCAGGCUACCUCGAAGCGCUGACAGAAGAUAAUGUCAAUAUCAUUAGCAGCAAUAUCGUCCAAGUAGAUGCCAAUGGAAUCGUUACAGCCGAUAGGACGCAUCAUCCCACUGAUGUUAUAGUUAUCGGAUGUGAAGGUGUCACCCUGGCAGGUCGUUGGGAGAAAACUCCUGAGGCAUAUAUCUCGAUAAUGGUCGAUGGAUUCCCAAACUACUUUAUCAGUCUAGGCCCGAACGCAGCUCUGGGCGAAGGCAACCAGCUACCCUUGAUUGACCAGACUAUAGAUUACUUUACCUUCUGCAUCCAGAAGACGCAGCGAGACAAUAUACAGGCGAUAAUCGUUAAUAAAGAGGCCGUCAAUCGUUUCCCGCAGCAUUGUGGUCAAUACUUCUCCCAACCUGUUUUCAGGCAGAAGCGUCGUAGAUGGUACAGAGCCGAAGAUGGAAGGAACACUGACCCAGGGAUAGGAUCUUCUCUUCAUUCUCUGAAAGCACUUGCAUAUCCACGAUGGGAAGAUUUCAUGUAUGGGUAUACGGAAGAUGAGAAGAACGAAGCCAUCCAGGUUGGUUACUUAGAUGACGAUCAUAUUGAUUUCCCGCGGCAUUUAUUGAGUCCUGCCUCAGUGGAUGUGGGGGCGUGA
Messenger RNA from Aspergillus alliaceus, 1383 nucleotides. RefSeq lists its product as uncharacterized. Bases 1 to 1383 code for a protein of 460 amino acids. The transcript has 10 exons. The record is from RefSeq and is a predicted model, not a curated record. Lineage: Eukaryota; Fungi; Ascomycota; Eurotiomycetes; Eurotiales; Aspergillaceae.